AUGGCCAACAGAAAAACGAAGCUGACCUACUUUGAUGCUGCUGGUCGAGCAGAGAUUCUCCGUCUGCUUUUAACUUAUGCAGGUAAAGAGUUUGAAGACAAUCGUAUCAGCCGAGAUAAGUGGCCAGAAAUUAAACCAACAACACCAUUUGGCCAGGUACCAGUUGUUGAAAUUGAUGGCAAGGUAUUUGGCCAAACUGUGGCUAUUGCUAAUUUUUUUGCCAGCGAAUUUGGCCUGUAUGGCAAAACAAAUCUGGAUCGCCUGAGGAUUGACCAGCUUGUGCAGCUUAUUGAAGAUUUUGUUCAGGAAGUGGGUAAAGUUUACCGUGAACCUGAUGAAGCAAAGAAAGCUGAACUUGAGAAGAAAGUGAAAGAGGAAGCGGCACCAAAGUAUCUCGGCUUUAUUGAGAAGAUGCUGAAUGAAAACAAAGGUCAACGUCUUUUAGGAGACAGUGACACAUAUGGGGAUAUAGUUAUUUAUGAUUUGGUUACAGGGUUUCUAGGUCCUUAUACAGCAACAGCAGUUGAACAAUCUCCAUUAGUUAAAGCUCUGGCUGAAAGAAUUGGAAAUAAUGACAGGAUCAAAGCUUACAAAGCUAAGCAUAAUUGA
Molecule: messenger RNA, 609 nt
Organism: Candidula unifasciata
Lineage: Eukaryota; Metazoa; Mollusca; Gastropoda; Stylommatophora; Geomitridae
Source: the annotation of a GenBank genome assembly